Otolemur garnettii (small-eared galago) is the source of this 3585-nucleotide messenger RNA. It is a transcript of the gene STK11IP, whose product is annotated as serine/threonine kinase 11 interacting protein. The record is from RefSeq and is a predicted model, not a curated record. The transcript is spliced from 25 exons. Lineage: Eukaryota; Metazoa; Chordata; Mammalia; Primates; Galagidae. Bases 81 to 3305 code for a protein of 1074 amino acids. Gene Ontology annotation, biological process: intracellular protein localization. Gene Ontology annotation, cellular component: cytoplasm.
GGGACUUUCUAUCAGGCGCGCGGCUGCGGAGCUCUUAGAGGGGAAAGACAGGAGGGCCCCGCCCUCGGCGUCCCGUGGCCAUGGCGACCACUCCCCGGGACUCCCUCGUGUGGAAGCUCGCGGGGCUGCUGCGGGAGUCCGGGGACGUGGUCCUAUCUGGCUGUAGCACACUGAGUCUGCUGACUACCACACUGCAGCAGCUGAACCAUGUAUUUGAGCUGCACCUGGGGCCAUGGGGCCCUGGCCAGACAGGCUUUGUGGCUCUGCCUUCCCACCCUGCUGACUCCCCCAUCAUCCUCCAGCUUCAGUUCCUCUUUGAUGUGCUGCAGAAAACACUUUCGCUGAAGCUGGUCCAUGUCCCUGGUCAUGGUCUAUCAGGGCCCAUCAAGAUUUUUCCCUUCAAGUCUCUUCGGCAGCUGGAGCUCCGAGGUGUCCCUCUCCACUGCCUGCAUGGCCUCCGAAGCAUCUAUUCCCAGCUGGAGACCCUGAUUUGUAGCAGGAGCAUCCAGGCAUUAGAGGAGCUCCUCUCAGCCUGCGGUGGUGACCUCUGCUCUGCCCUCCCCUGGUUGGCUCUGCUUUCUGCUGACUUCAGCUACAACACACUAACCACCUUAGAUAGCUCUCUGCGCCUCUUGUCAUCUUUGCGCUUCCUGAACCUGAGCCACAAUCAAGUGCACAACUGCGAGGGCUUCCUGAUGGAUUUGUGUGAGCUCUGCCAUCUGGACAUCUCCUAUAACCGCCUACAUUUGGUGCCGAGAAUGGGACCUGCAGGGGCUGCUCUGGGGGUCCUGAUACUGCGAGGCAAUGAGCUUCAGAGCUUACAUGGCCUGGAGCAGCUGAGGAGCCUUCGGCACCUGGAUGUGGCAUACAACCUGCUGGAAGGACACAGGGAGCUGUCACCAUUGUGGCUGUUGGCAGAGCUCCGCAAGCUCUACCUGGAGGGUAACCCUUUGUGGUUCCACCCUGCACACCGAGCUACCACUGCCCAGUACUUGUCACCCCUUGCCAGGGAUGCUGCUUCUGGCUUCCUUCUUGAUGGUGAAAUCUUGUCGCUGACAGAUUCUCAGACCCCCUCAUCCUUGGCUUUUGGCCAUAUGGCCCCACCUGUGUCUUGGCCAGUGGGGAGUACCACUGAAACUUCUGGUGGCCCUGACCUAAGUGAUAGCCCUUCCUCAGGGGGUGCUGUGGUCCAGCCCCUGCUUCCUAAGGUUAAGAGCCGAGUCCGUGUGAGGCGGGCAAGCAUCUCUGAACCCAGUGAUACAGACCCAGAGCCCCGAACUCUGAACCCCUCCCCAGCUGGACGGUUUGUGCAGCAACAUCGGGAACUUGAGCUCAUGAACAGCUUUCGGGAGCGAUUUGGCUGUGAUUGGCUGCAGUAUAGGAGCCAAUUGGAGACCUCUGGGAGCCCCCCUCCAGCUACCUCCAAGCUGCCUCCAGACUCCCUGGGCCCAAGCACUCCACUCAGCCUUUCAUCCCCAGAAGAAGAAGCCAGAGGCCCUGAGGAGUUACCACAGAAAAUGUCAGGAGAGGUCAAGGUAGAGCUGGAGCCACAGGAGGAAGAAGAGCUAGAGGUACCAGAGAGAGAAGAAGGAAGAAAGGAGCAACAGGAGGUGGACGAGGAGCAGGAACAGAAGGAAGUGGAAGCAGAGCUCUGUCGCCCCAUGUUGGUGUGUCCCUUAGAGGGGCCUGGGAAUGUUCGGGGCAUGGAAUGCUUUCUCCGGGUCACUUCUGCCCACUUGUUUGAGGUGGAACUCCAAGCAGCUCGGACCCUGGAACGGCUCGAGCUCCAGAGUCUGGUGGCAGCUGAGAUAGAGCCUGAGACCCAAACCCAGAGAGGACCAGUGCCCGAGGGCUCAGAUCUGCUUCCUGGGGCCCCUGUCCUCGUUCUGCGCUUCUCCUACAUUUGCCCUGACCGGCAGUUGCGUCGCUAUGUGGUGUUGGAGCCUGAUGCCCAUGCAGCUGUCCAGGAGCUGCUUGCUGUAUUGGUCCCAGUCACUGCCAUGGCUCCACAUCAGCUUGGGGAAGCCAGAGACCUACAGGAGGGCAGAUUCCAGUGUCUACGCUGUGGCCACACGUUCAAGCCAGAGGAGCCCAGCCUGGGGUUGGACAGUGAGGAUGGCUGGAGGCCUCUGUUCCAAAAGACAGACUCUCCUACUGUGUGUCCAAACUGUGGUAGUGACCAUGUAGUUCUUCUGGCUCAGUCUGAGGGAACCCCCAAUAGGGAGCAGAAACAGGAAGAGCAAGCACCAGUUCCCUCUCAGUCUGCUAGCCCUGGCUGUGACCCUUCUGGCUUCAGUGACCACAACAGAGCUGAGAACAUUCUACCUCAGGCAUCCAUCUCCUGUGACCACAAUAGUUGGAGCCUCAGUCCCUCCACUGAGCGCCAUGGCCUCCGCUCCGUGGACCACCGACUCCGGCUCUUCCUGGAUGUUGAGGUAUUCAGCGAUGCCCAGGAGGAGUUCCAGUGCUGUUUCAAGGUGCCAGUGGUAUUGGCAGGCCACCCUGAGGAAUUUAUGUGCCUUGUGGUCGUGUCUGACCACAGGCUUUAUCUGUUGAAAGUGACAGGCGAGAUCCAUGAGCCUCUGGCUAGCUGGCUCCAGCUGACCCUGGCCAUUCCCCUGCAGGAUCUGAGUAGCAUAGAGCUGGGCCUGGCAGGACAGAGCUUGCGGCUGGAGUGGGCAGCUGGGGCAGGCAGCUUUGUGCUGCUGCCCCGAGAUGCCAGGCGUUGCCGGGCCUUCCUAGAGGAGCUCAUUGAUGUCUUACAGUCUCUGCCUCCCACUUGGAAGAACUGUGUCAGUGCCACAGAGGAGGCAGUGACCCCGCAGCACCGGCUCUGGCCAUUGCUGGAAAAAGACUCAUCUUUGGAGGUUCCUCAGUUCUUUUACCUUCGGGUGUUCCUGGUUGAAGGCCCUUCUACCUGUCCUGUGUCCCUGUUGCUGACUCUGUCUACCCUCUACCUGUUAGAGGAGGACCCUCCUGGGUCCCAGGCAGAGCCCCCUCUUCCAGCAGCUUCUGAUGAAGCAUUGGAGAAGGUUCUUCCUUUGAGGUCUGACCCUUCUGUAUGUGUCCGGGAGCAGCAGCUACUCAGCAGCCUGAGCUCAGUGCAGCUCUAUCGCAUGGCCCCGGAGGACUUGCGGCUAGUCUUCUACGACGAGGUGUCUCGGCUAGAGAGCUUCUGGUCACUCCGAGUUGUGUGUCAGGAGCAGCUGACAGCACUGCUGGCUUGGAUCCGGGAGCCCUGGGAGGAGUUGUUUUCCAUUGGACUCCGGACUGUGACUCAAGAGGCUCUGGACCUUGACCGUUGAGGCUUCCAUGUCGACCUUGACUCUGACCUUGGGAGCCAUGCUGCAAGUGUUCCCUCUCUUGGUCUCUGGGUCUAGCUUUCAGCAGACUCUGGCUUUAGACUCCUUCAGCCUUUGGACACUGGCCAGGGAAGCCCCAGAUGACCCAUGGCUUAAGGGACAGGCGAGAGCAAUGGUGUGGCCGCUUAGUGAUCUGGCCUAUGAGGACAAGCUAAGUGGUCAGGAGGAAAUGUUUCUGUUGCACUUUUUCUCAGGUAUUAAUAAAGCUGUUUCUAUUCCGGUU